AUGUGUAUUUGCUUCAUACCGGUGGCAGUAGCUGGACAGGCCAAAGCUGCUACUUUCGGGGUCGGGGGGGGCGAGUUGCUUCCCGCCUCUAGACCGGGAGGAAGCACACAGACCGCUGAUGAUGCGACGUUCCCUUUGCCGGCUGGUCCCCCCGCCAGUACAGCAACCUCUCUGCCCCUAACCCGCCCUAGCGUAGGCCCCAUCGAACUCGUCAAGGAAUCGUUCAAGAUGCAAAUCUUCGUCAAGACUCUUACCGGGAAGACCAUCACCCUCGAGGUCGAAUCCUCGGACACCAUCGACAAUGUCAAGGCCAAAAUCCAGGACAAGGAAGGCAUUCCUCCAGACCAACAGCGAUUGAUUUUCGCCGGUAAGCAACUCGAGGACGGCCGAACCCUUGCCGACUACAACAUCCAGAAAGAGUCUACUCUUCACUUGGUUCUCCGUCUGCGUGGUGGCCUGAUCGAGCCCUCCUUGAAGGCUUUGGCAUCCACCUACAACUGUGAAAAGAUGAUCUGCCGUAAAUGCUACGCUCGUCUUCCUCCUCGUGCUACCAACUGCCGCAAGCGUUCAUGUGGCCACUCCUCCCAACUCCGCCCCAAGAAGAAAUUGAAAUAGAUGAUUCUCAUUAUCCUAGCAUCGUUCCAACUGUUGUUGUUUUUGGAACACCUCAGUCUCCUUGCUAUCCCUCACCAUUGGUCCCCUCCUCCCAAUGUUAUGAGCUCAUCUGGGCGUUCAAACCUUCCCACAUUGGUCAUGAAUUUAAGAUACUGUCCUACUUUGAUGUAUUCACUAUCCUCGGCGAGCGCCUGUUUCUUUUCCCUCCAUCCCGUCCUGCGGUUGAUUAAUAUCGAAUGAGGUGAGUCGCGUGACUCCCAAAAACAAGUACGAAGUGGGUCUCCUUCAGGGCGUUGCAUGAAUCAUAUUCCGAAGUGCAGGGGGGAUUGGUUGAUUGAACUAGCCACAUUGAG
Puccinia graminis f. sp. tritici CRL 75-36-700-3 is the source of this 968-nucleotide messenger RNA. Its product is annotated as ubiquitin-60S ribosomal protein L40 fusion protein. The transcript has 7 exons. Gene Ontology annotation, molecular function: ubiquitin protein ligase binding; structural constituent of ribosome; protein tag activity. Gene Ontology annotation, cellular component: cytoplasm; nucleus; ribosome. Gene Ontology annotation, biological process: protein ubiquitination; translation; modification-dependent protein catabolic process. Bases 1 to 615 code for a protein of 204 amino acids. The record is from RefSeq and is a predicted model, not a curated record. NCBI's taxonomy places the organism in Eukaryota, Fungi, Basidiomycota, Pucciniomycetes, Pucciniales, Pucciniaceae.